Messenger RNA from Penicillium taxi, 1143 nucleotides. RefSeq lists its product as uncharacterized. Bases 1 to 1143 code for a protein of 380 amino acids. The record is from RefSeq and is a predicted model, not a curated record. Lineage: Eukaryota; Fungi; Ascomycota; Eurotiomycetes; Eurotiales; Aspergillaceae. Gene Ontology annotation, molecular function: N,N-dimethylaniline monooxygenase activity; flavin adenine dinucleotide binding; NADP binding. The transcript has 2 exons.
AUGUCUUUUUCUGAUCUCCCAUUCUCAUAUGGUCCAUUCGCUCCGCACUGGGUUCCCAAGCAGUAUAUCGAGAACUACUUUUCAAGCCAUCAUACAGACAGCUACCUUAUCACAAACACAACUGUUGAGAGUAUUACGAAAUCAAAGAGCCCAGAUCCCAAUAGUGAACCAAUAUGGUCUCUCAUCUUAAGGCGGUACAAUGCCGUGAAUCAACAAGACGAAUGGUGGAAGGAAGACUUUGAUGCGGUCAUCAUUGCCAAUGGCCAUUACUCUGUGCCCUAUGUGCCCCAGGUGGCUGGCCUCGAAGAAUAUAUCCGCAUCUACCCAGAUCGGGUAAUGCACUCGAAGCAGUUCCGAUCGGCGACUGAUUUCACCAAUCAGAGGAUUAUAGUUAUCGGAAAUUCAGCAUCAGGCAAAGAUAUAACUACAGCCCUUGUUUCUGAAGCUGCUUUUCCUAUCUAUCAGUCUCGUCGAACGCCUAGCCGAUGGGAUGGCGAUAAUCCGCCGCCGGGUGUAGAAUGGAAGCCAAUCAUCACGAGAUACGAUCCUUCCGGCGAAAUAAUAUUUGCAGACGGCUCAGUGAUAGCGGGGGACAAAAUUGACAAAAUCAUUUACUGCACUGGAUAUAAACCCUCUUUUCCGUUCUGGAACGUCCAGCAAAAUGGUCGCCAGCUCUACGACUACCGUGAGGAUCGUCUAGUUGGUAGCUAUCUUCAUACGUUCUUCUCGGAUUUACCUACGCUGGCAAUAAUUGGUAUUCCGAGGGUUUUAACAUUUCGCUCGAUGGAGUAUCAAGCUAUCGCUGUCGCUCGAGUGUGGUCUGGCCGUCGCUCGUUGCCCCCAACAGAAGAGCAAGAGCGGUGGGAAAGAAGCCGCGCUGACCUGACGAAGAGAGAAAGGCGCAGGUUUCACGACAUACCCUGGGAUAAUGGGGACACUUGUCAUUACCUCCAGGCUUUAUUUGAUAUUUCUGGCCUGCCUACUCUAGACGGCGCAGGAAGAUACCCACCUGUCCUUGACGCGAAGACGAGAUGGGCUAUUCAAAAUAUUAAAAAAUACCCCGAGCCGGGAAAAACGCGGGAGAAGGAUGGGUUUGUGGUCGUGGAAUCUUCCGAGCUCAAAGAUAGUCUUCAUUUUAUCUAA